AUGUCUCACCUCCGAAGCACCUCUUUUCUCCGCCCCCGCCUCUUAGUCCACUCCCCGCGCUCAAAUCUCUCAUCGAGCUGUGCGAGUAUGAAAUAUAUCUCGAGGGAAUCCAAUCAUCUAAGAUCUGCAUACACAUAUACAUGCGCAACACCAUCAUCCUCCCAAUCUCGCUCAAUUCACAUCCAGCAUUCCCAAUCCCGCACCUCUCUACAAAAACGCCCCUCCAUCCCCAUCUCCCCCAAUCCCCAACCCUCCUCUCCCUACUCUUCAAAUACAUAUUCGCACGCCCCCAAAACCCACGACCGAGGACCUGAAUCGGAAGAAACCACACAAACAAAUUUCGAGACUCUAGAUGUGCUGGGUAAUACGCCGAGUCCGAGUACGAGUAUCGAUGCGUGUUUGAGUGAUGGGUUUCAUUUGAAUAGUGGGGUGAAGGUGGGUGGAGAUGGGGUGUUUGUUAAGGGGAAAGGAUGGAUGAGGGGGAGUGGUGUGCUGCUUGUUGGGGGGGAGGCUUUUGGUUGGAGACCUUGGGUGGGUGAGGGAGAAGGGGAGGGUGAAAAGGGAUUGGUUAAUGAGAAGGGUCAGUUUGAGGUGGGGGAUGAGGCUUGGGGUGUGUUGGGGUGUGUUUGGCCGAGGCCUGAUCUCCUAGUCCUAGGCCUAGGCAAAGAAAUGCGACCCAUCUCCCCGAAAACCCGCGCGUUUAUCAAUGGAUUGGGGAUCCGAAUCGAAAUAGCAGAUACGAGGAACGCGGCUGCGCAAUUCAAUUUGUUGGCGACGGAGAGGGGGGUGGGAACUGUGGCGGCGGCUCUGGUACCGAUUGGACGGUAG
Sclerotinia borealis F-4128 is the source of this 828-nucleotide messenger RNA. The record is from the annotation of a GenBank genome assembly. NCBI's taxonomy places the organism in Eukaryota, Fungi, Ascomycota, Leotiomycetes, Helotiales, Sclerotiniaceae.